Messenger RNA from Chara braunii, 3329 nucleotides. The record is from the annotation of a GenBank genome assembly. NCBI's taxonomy places the organism in Eukaryota, Viridiplantae, Streptophyta, Charophyceae, Charales, Characeae.
UCGGUAGGUUUGUCAGUCAGGGGGAGUACAGUCUAAGUGGUGAGGAGUGGAACCGUUAUCCGGUUGUGCACCAGACUCCAUGGUUGACACCCGUAUUGGGAAGAGUAUUGCCCCCUCCGAGGCCGAGCAGGCCCGGAUCUCCGCCCUUUUGAGAGAAAGGAAAGAGAAGGAGCUCCUGAAGCAUGCGAAGUUAAAGGCUAUCGCAGAGGAGCAAGCGGCGAAGAAGAAGAAGUUAGAAGAAGAGAUGUUGAGAUUCCAGAAGGAGAAGAUGAUGAUGUUAGAGCGGGAGGAAGAAAAGAAGAGAGAGGUUGCCGAAGAAGAAGCAGCAGCAGAGGAGGAAGAAGGAGAAGAAGAAGAACCCCUUGAAAGAAGGCGUGGAGAAGAAAGAGGAGAAGCAAGUGGCACGAAGGGAGAAGACGCGUGGAUGGAAAAGAAGAUUACCGAGUGGGUGGCUAAUUUAUCGUUAGGGGAGGAUGAGGAGGCACAGUUGUAUGUGCCGCAGGAAGAGCAAGAAGUGUUUGCCAGGGAGUUGGAAGCGAUAGAUGAUCCCCUGGAACGCCAGACAACAGAAGAUGAAAAGAAAUUGGAGUGGAAGUUGCGGAUGAUGAGGGAGAAGAAGAGGAGGAGAGAGGAGGCCAACAGGGUGGCGAAAGAAGUAGAGAGGGUUCAAGCCUGUAGACAGGAGGUGCAGGCACAAGCUGAGGUCCCCGCCAAAUUAGACAAGAUUCUGGGGUACCUAGAGGUUUUGAGCAAGACCUGGAUAGAAGAGCAUCAGGUCGUUAAGGGUCAAGAUGUGACACUUCACGCCAUCCGAUCCGGUUUCAGAGAGUUUGCGCGCGACGUGGUGCCCCAUGUCGGGUCCGAGGUUAAGAGGCUAAAGGAGGGCGUAAAUAAGUUCUGCACAGGCGCCAUUGAAAGCGCCAAAGUGGUAGCCACUGCAGAGGCCACAGCGCGUCAACGCAAAGAGUCCGUAAAGCUUAAGUUCCCUGAUGCCUAUAGUGGGAAGAAGGAUGAUAGUUUUGACAACUGGGAGGCCAACGUCAACACUUAUGUGUAUUUACAGCAUAUCGCCCCCAAGGAGGUCCUCGUUGCCUUCCAUGCGUUGAAGGACGAAGCCGCAAGCUUCGCCAGGUCCUUAGCGCGCGCCGCAGAUUGUGAGCACAACACGAUUGCGUAUUCGCGACUCACCCCUCUCUCCACUUUUCUCAAACUCCUACGUGAGAGGUUUGCUGACACCACGAGAGGCGUCAGGGCCUCCGAUAAACUCCAAACCAUCCACUCGCAACAGUGGAGGGGUGCGAAAGCACUCAAAGCUGUCAUGGACGACUUGGUAGCCGUCCCGGACCACGGGGUCACUGAGACCCAGUUGGUUCAGUUGUUCUAUCGUGCAAUGCCAGAGCUCUUACGAGGGCACUUCUUUGACAAGACCCAGCAGCCCCACAUCAGGUAUGACGCGUUGAGUAGGGAAGUGGUUUUGUUUGAGGCCAAGUCCAUGCGAGUUUCCACUUUCUGGCACAAGGACUUAGAUAAGGGAAAGAAGUGGAAAGGUCGUACCAUCUCUGGCCAAGUCCGAGCCAAGCAUCAUCUGAUCCUUACCUUAGACGAAGGUGGUACAGACGAGGUCCCCUACAGUCCGAUUGAGUGGGGACUCGAGGAGGAGGACAGUAGCGUAGGUCAGGGGAGGUCCUAUGCAAUUGUCGCUGCUGGAGGGAGGCUGCAAGGUAGAGGAGGCCAAGGCCAAAGGGGCCAGGCCAUGGGAGGCCGAGGAUCGGGCGCACAGGGGGUUGGCAGUCAAGGGAACCGUCAAAUGGGAGGUAGGGGUCAAGGCCCCCCGCCGAACCGUCAAGGUCCUGGUCGGUCCCCACAGCGACGAGGUGGUAGGUCACCUCAAAGGUCAGGAGGUUGGCACCCAGGCCAGCCUAACUAUUACAGGAAGUUCGUGAAGAACUUCUCAACUAUCGCCCCUCCCCUUCGCAGGUUGCUCAAGAAAGAGGCAAUUUGGGAAUGGGAUAAGAACUGUACAUUUGCGCUAAAGAAGUUAAAGCGUGCGUUGAUACAGUACCCUGUCCUCAAAGUAGCAGAUCCAUCCUUGCCAUUUCUCGUCACCGCGGACGCAAGUCAGUAUGGAAUAGGCGCCGUGUUACAGCAGGACGACGGCAAUGGCUACAAACCCGUAGAGUUCAUAUCAGCGAGGAUGCCCUCAGAAAAGGUAGCCACCUCGACGUAUGAGAGAGAACUCUACGCUCUCAAGCAGGCCUUAGAGCACUGGAAGCAUUACCUGCUUGGAAGGCACUUCAAGGUGUAUUCAUACCAUGAAACCCUUAGAUGGCUGAAGACACAGGCCAAAAUGACACCUAAGUUGACUAGGUCGGCCGCUGAGAUAGACCAAUAUGACUUCGAGCUCAAGCCUGUGAAAGGCAAGUAUAAUGUAGUUGCGGAUGCUCUGAGUAGAUCAGACUACUUUGGAGCUAUCGUUCACCAUCUGGACAUAGGGAGUGACCUGCAGGAGAAAGUUAGACAGGCGUAUGCGCAGGACCCGAUUUAUAGUGACCUCCUUAAGAAAGUUAAGGAGGCCCCAGAGACCGCGCCAGAUUACUGCACUACAAAGUGGUUGUUAUUUGAGAAGACCAAUGUAGUAGACCGACUGUGUGUUCCCAACAGUGAGGAGAUCCGCAGUUUGAUCUUAGGGGAAUGCCACGACACAGAGGGACAUUUCGAGUGGCAAAAGCCUCUAGCCAAUCUAAUGCACGCGUAUACAUGGCCAAGAAUGAAGAACGAUUGCAUAGAGUAUGUCCGUCGUUGUAAAGUUUGCCAGAGAAACAAGAGCACUACGCGUGCCCCUCGAGGUCUUCUCAGACCCUUGCCUAUUCCUGAUCAGGCAGGAGAUUCAGUGUCCAUUGACUUUAUGGACACCGGUGUCAAGAGUAGGCACGGCAAGAGUCAAGUCAUGGUUAUAGUCGAUAGAUUUAGCAAGUAUGCUGUUUUUGUUCCUUUGCCUGCAGAGUCACGUACAGAGUUAGUCAUUCAGAAGUUUUUCGAUUUUUGGGUUAGUGAGCAUGGCGUCCCAUUGUCUAUUGUUAGUGUUAGAGAUACACGUUUUACUAGCCAGAACUGGCAAAAACUGAUGAGAGUCUAUGGAUCUAAGUUGUUGAUGUCAUCUGGCCGCCAUCCAGAGACUAACGGUCAGACAGAGCAGAUGAACAAGAUCCUGCAAAAAGUUUUGCGCAUGUACAUUAGACCAGAUUAGAUUAACUGGGAUGAGAUGUUACCCAAGGUAGGCAGUGCGUACAAUAACAGCAUGCAUUUGUCCACCUGUCGCACUCCCAACG